AUGUUUAGUUGGCUUCGCGAUCAUCUCAAAUCUCCACAUCACAAGAGAAGAGGCUCUCGCGAGUCUCCACGUCCACAACAUAAAAGAAGGAAUUCUAGCCCGUCUUCACGUCCACAACCUGAAUAUGCUCCAUAUUCAUACGGUUCUUCAAAUCCGAUCGGUGGUCAUCAUCAUCAUCACGAUGGAGGAAGUGGUCAUCACCAACAUCACGAUGGAGGAGGCGGUCAUCACGGUGGUGAAGGAGGCGGUCAUCAUGGUGGUGGCAGCAGUUGUGGUGGUGGAGGCGGUUGUGGUGGUGGAGGUGGUUGUGGAGGAGGUAGUUAA
Molecule: messenger RNA, 324 nt
Organism: Adineta steineri
Lineage: Eukaryota; Metazoa; Rotifera; Eurotatoria; Adinetida; Adinetidae
Source: the annotation of a GenBank genome assembly